This is a messenger RNA of Hibiscus syriacus, 1257 nucleotides long. Its product is annotated as ubiquinol oxidase, mitochondrial-like. The record is from RefSeq and is a predicted model, not a curated record. Lineage: Eukaryota; Viridiplantae; Streptophyta; Magnoliopsida; Malvales; Malvaceae. The transcript has 6 exons. Gene Ontology annotation, cellular component: mitochondrion. Gene Ontology annotation, molecular function: alternative oxidase activity. Gene Ontology annotation, biological process: alternative respiration. The coding region runs from base 52 to 1083 and encodes 343 amino acids.
AUAACAAAAUCAAAACAAUAAAGGGAAUACAAACGGAGGAGGAAGAAGAAGAUGAAUCGUUUUGUGGUGAAGUCGGUGAUGCGGGGCCUAAUCAAUGGCCGAAGCUACUGCAGUGGCGGCAGCAUAAGCGGUGGACAUGCGUACAGGUCCGCCAUAGUUGGGAGGAGCUUGCAAUUGAGCGGACAACAUAACGGUGUUACGUUUGGUGGAUUUGAAUGGAGAAGGAUGAUGAGCUCUGCUCCUGCUUCUGUGGAAAAAGCGACGUCCGAAAGGGAGGAGAAAACCGAGAAAUCGGCGGCGGAAGAGACGAAAGGGAAGGAGGUGGUGACGUCGAGUUAUUGGGGGAUUUCAAGGCCGAAGGUCACCAGAGAGGAUGGCACCGAUUGGCCUUGGAAUUGUUUCAUGCCAUGGGAAACUUACAGAUCAGACUUGUCAAUCGAUUUGAAAAAGCACCAUAAGCCAAAGAACUUCAUGGAUAAAUUUGCUUACAGGACAGUCAAGAUCCUCCGCAUUCCCACAGAUAUAUUCUUUCAGAGACGGUACGGCUGUCGAGCUGUGAUGCUGGAAACAGUGGCGGCUGUUCCCGGCAUGGUCGGAGGGAUGCUUCUGCAUCUGAAAUCUCUCCGCAAGUUCCAGCAGAGUGGAGGUUGGAUCAAAGCCUUGCUGGAAGAAGCCGAGAACGAGAGGAUGCAUUUAAUGACGAUGAUAGAGCUUGUGCAACCCAAGUGGUACGAGAGGCUCCUCGUUCUUACUGUACAGGGAGUCUUCUUCAAUGCCUUCUUUGUACUUUAUUUGCUUUCUCCCAAAUUAGCACAUAGAAUUGUUGGGUAUCUGGAGGAGGAAGCCAUUCACUCAUACACAGAGUAUUUGAAGGACAUUGAAAGUGGUAGAAUCGAAAACGUUCCGGCCCCUUCCAUUGCAAUAGAUUACUGGAGAUUGCCUAAAGAUGCUACGCUGAAGGAUGUUAUCACUGUGAUCCGUGCCGAUGAAGCUCAUCAUAGGGACGUAAACCAUUUUGCUUCUGAUAUACAUUUUCAGGGUAAGGAGCUGAGAGAAGCGCCUGCUCCUCUUGGUUAUCAUUAAGGUCUGUGGAGAUUCUUUCAGAUACUAGUGCUUGUGUUGCAUAUUUUUCUUCUUGUAUAUCGAUGGGACCACGAUUACUAUAAAGAUGAAUCAAUAAUCCACAAAAUGGAUGAAUUGUAUGACAAUUAUAGCUGAAGGCAUGGCUAUUGAGUUUAAACAGUUUAUGGACUGACA